Eublepharis macularius is the source of this 3319-nucleotide messenger RNA. It is a transcript of the gene CA12, whose product is annotated as carbonic anhydrase 12. Gene Ontology annotation, cellular component: plasma membrane. The transcript has 11 exons. Bases 85 to 1158 code for a protein of 357 amino acids. The record is from RefSeq and is a predicted model, not a curated record. NCBI's taxonomy places the organism in Eukaryota, Metazoa, Chordata, Lepidosauria, Squamata, Eublepharidae. Gene Ontology annotation, molecular function: carbonate dehydratase activity; zinc ion binding.
UGCUUGCUCCAAGGAAGACACCGUGAGCCCUGCGUGAAAGGGAGGGCAAGAAAUCAGGGAGAAAACCACAAGCUUCCCCUGGAGAUGGCAGCUAAAAGGCCCUGCACUGUGACUGCCACCGUGGUUCUUACGCUCUUCCUCUGGACUCACCUUUCCGUGCAGGCACCUGUGAAUGGUUCUAAAUGGUCUUACCUGGGUGCCGAAGGAGAAAAAAUGUGGGCCAAGAAGUAUCCCUUUUGUGGAGGAUUGUUCCAGUCUCCCAUAGAUUUCCAUGACGAUAUUCUCCAGUAUGACUCCACUCUUUUGCCUAUAGAACUGGAAGGCUACAACGUGUCAUCUUUCGAACAGUUUAUCUUGACGAACAAUGGGCAUUCAGUAAAAAUGAGCCUCUCCCCUACCAUGAAUGUCAGAAGCCUCCCCAACCGGUACUCGGCGGCUCAGCUCCACUUGCACUGGGGGAACCGGAACAAGCAGGAGGGAUCAGAGCACACUAUUGGCGGGAGACAUUUCGCUGCUGAACUCCAUAUUGUACAUUAUAACUCUGACCAAUAUCUAGAUAUGAACUCAGCAGCAGACAAGUCGGAUGGCCUGGCAGUCUUGGCAAUCCUGAUUGAGAUAGGCCAGUUCAAUCCUUCCUAUGAAAAGAUCUUCAGUCAUUUCCAGAAUGUGAAAUACAAAGAUCAGGAAACAUCCAUCUCCGCUUUCAAUGUCCAAGAAUUGCUUCCAGAUAGACUGGACGAGUAUUACCGGUAUGAGGGAUCCCUGACUACCCCUCCUUGCUACCCAAGCGUUCUUUGGACGGUUUUCCGAAAGCCAGUACAAGUUUCACAGGAACAGCUGCUGGCCCUGGAAACGGCUUUGUAUUGCACACAGCAAAAUGAUCCUGCCCCCCUGGAAAUGGUGAAUAACUUCCGGAGAGUUCAGGAGUUUGAAAGGAUGGUUUUAGUCUCCUUCCGACAAGACCCGGUACGCAGUGGACUGAGCAUAGGUUUUGUGCUGUCUGUUGUGGUAGCCAGUAGUCUCGGGGCUGUUGCUGUCUUGGCCCUUGCCUUUUGGCUGAUUCGAAGGAAGAAGAGCAGCAAAAGGACAAAGGAAGACAAAGGUGUCAUCUACAAACCAGCCAUCAGCAAAGAGGAGGAAAAUACCUCCAAAGCAUAAGCGUCUACCGUGUAACUGAAUCAGCCUUCCACGCGAGGCACCAUCAAACAUUUUCAUAUUCGUAACAGCUCAGCAGCCCAACGAUUCCUGUAUCUCUUGCCUUUGUCUAUCAAUCAAACCAAGGCUUUUGUUUUUCCUGAGCACAAGAAUGGGUGUAUUCAGCUGUUUGCUCUUGUGCAAGAUGAUAUGAAAGGACAAGCGGUUUGCUCUCAGAUCAAUGUAACUGGUACGUGCCUUUAUGCAUAUCCCAACAGGCUCGGCACCAAACAGCCUAUUAGCAGCUGUGAGGAGCUUGGUUUGUGCUAUUGUUCUACACGUGAGAUUGCCUGCUGGCAGAAAGCAUCCAAACGGGAAGAAAGUCAUUUGCACAAAUGUAUUGCAUGGGUGGGAAUCUCCCCCACCCAAAAUGACAUUUGUACUGGCAGUGCUAAGGAAUCACAUUGAAUAGGUGCAUCUAAAUGACACUCUUUGUGAAAACACUAAAGGGUCUGUCUGAAAUAUUAUUGCUAAUGAUGGAACUGGAAAAGCGGGGGAGGGAAAAAGAGCAGACAGUUGUCAAACCUGCUUCGGAAGCACAUUCAAAACAGGACUGGAAGUACUGCUAAAAUACCCUAAAAUUGGGUAGAAAAUUCCAGCAGGGAAGGGGACCACGCAUUUCCCUAGGUUUCUGGUUUUAUGCUUCAGCACCAAACCAACUCUCACAAGCUUGUUUUCUGAAAGGACACUAAAGUGAUUUUUUAAAAAGCAAAACUCGAACUGUGUUUUCAGCAACUUGACCAAGACACGCCAGUUUGUUGCCGAGUAAAGCAGCAGCUAGACAAAAAACAACAUUGUUGUUUUGACUGUCCCAGCCCAAUGAAUCAGACCUCUUUUUAGAUCUGAGCAAAUGGCUAUUCAGGUAGAAGAUAAGUAAUGCUUGAAGCCACAAGCUUCAGCAAUGCAUCACAGAUGUCCUGAAAUACGGCCACUUCACCCCUUCAAGUAUACAACUAAACAGAAAUGAAAAUCCCUCAGCCCCAGGGAGAGCCCUAAAUCACUACUCUGUGCUUUGGAUCCUAUUACAAUUUUUCUUUCCUGGAUAGUUUCGGCUUAUACUAUUGUCGGCAUACACUACUAAAGUACCAGCAAUGAGAUCUCAAAAUUAAUGUUGCCAGAAAUUUUUUUAACAAAACAUGAUUGUUGGACUCUCAAAAGGCUCAUGGAUUGGGUCUCUGAACUGUGCACAGUUGUGUGUGGGGGGGCCCUGCAUCCUCUGCCUCGUCUCCCGUUUGUAAGCCAAUUUGCUGGUUAGUCUAUGCUGCCACUUUUGGAGGCAUGGUACGUGUCUUUAAAAUCCUUGUGGAAACAUUACAGACUGUGUUAUCUCUAAUCAGGUAAGGGCAAGAGUUUGGAUGCCAAAAUUGGACCGGGGUGGUGGCUUCCAUGAGAAGCACGGUUGAGAAGAAAACAGAGGGCAUCUUGCAAAAAGCAUGGAGGGAAAUAUCCAAACACAGAAGGGGAUAGGAGUUGAUAUACCGAUGUUUGCUGAUUUCAUUAUUUUCGGGCACAAUCCAACCAAAGCUAAGGACUUUUAGAUACUCUUACUUUUGGUGGAAGUGAGCUGUGCAACCAUUUAAUACUCCCACAGUGCCUAGAAGUGACUGAUGUAGUAUUUCAGUGGUGAACAGAGAUGGUCAUUCGGAGGGCUGAACAACAGAACAGGCUAAAUACUUGUUCACUGGUUCUCAGAACAUGAGAUCCAAUCAGUUGGCGACAGACAGGCAAGACUCCAAGGCUGAGGACCAACCAACUGGCAUCUCCUAGAUCUGGGGAAAUGAUAGCAAAAAGCAUACAUUGGAUUUAAUCCUCUGGAGUUCAUCGGGAUGCGUUUGUUAGGUCCCCGAAAGCACCAAGGUGUCUUAAAAUGCUCUUAAAAACGUAUCACGUGUUGAUUUAAGGAGUGUCAGGUAUGAGAUAGCCGGCGUGUUUCAAAUAAAACAGGUCAAAUCACAAACCUGAAUGUGUGAGUUGCAGACUAAAGAAAUCAUGUUGUGAGUUGUGACAAUGGGUAGAAGCUGCAGCUUUGUACCAGAGGUUCUGUCUUGUGAUAACAAAUUUUAUAUAAACAAAAUCAGUAAUAUUAUCUUCAUGUAGCAACAAACAAUAAAUAUUUUUAUCUAGA